Molecule: messenger RNA, 1437 nt
Organism: Diabrotica balteata
Lineage: Eukaryota; Metazoa; Arthropoda; Insecta; Coleoptera; Chrysomelidae
Source: the annotation of a GenBank genome assembly
AAUCUGCUGUUUAGUCAGGUGUUGUCAUGUCAAUGUUGUCAAUAAUAAGUGAAUAACAUAAAAUGUAAUUUUUAUUUUAACUAGAAUGAACAAAUAUUUACCUCCUGUUUUAUCUUCUGUAAGCUUUAAUAAGACGCAUUUUAAAUUAUAAAUUAUUUGUUAUAAUGUUUAUUAAGGAUCCCUGUGGAAUAGUAUGUAUUUUGAUAACAUACAUAGCUGUCUUUUAUGCAGAUUAUGUGGUUAUUAAAUGGGUUGUUCUUCAAACAAUGCUCGACAGCUUAUGGGGCACUUUUAAUGUGGUUAUGUUCAACACCAUAAUAUUCUUUUUAAUAAUAUCACAUAUCAAAGCUGUAGUAACAGAUCCUGGAACUGUUCCUCUUCCACAGGGUAGGAUAGACUUCUCAGAUAUGCAUUCUGAUUCUGGCUGUGAAUUUGUAAAUUGGACAGUGUGUGCUCGAUGCGAAACUUACAGACCUCCAAGAGCACACCAUUGUAGAAUUUGCCAAAGGUGUAUUAGGAAAAUGGAUCACCAUUGUCCUUGGAUAAACAAUUGUGUGGGAGAGAGAAAUCAAAAGUUUUUUCUUCAGUUUUUAAUAUAUGUAGGAACAUUAUCUGUUUACGCUAUAGCUUUAGUAGCCAUAUCUUGGAUGAAAGAAUGUAAAGACUGUAGUGAAGAUAUUCCAUUAAAAGAAACUAGAAUAUUACACAGCAUAAUACUCCUGUUAGAGAGCGCCUUAUUCGGCCUCUUUGUCGCAGCCAUACUGAUCGACCAGUUGCAGGCCAUACUUACGGACGAAACGGCUGUAGAGCAAAUCCAAAAACAGGGUCCGUAUAGGCCUUACAAACCUAAGAUGGCGCUGUUGGGUGAAGUUUGCGGCAAGGAACACCCGCUAAUGUGGCUGCUUCCGUGCAGUUCGGUGCCAAAGAAAGUUGACGUACCUCUCAUCGAUCAUCAGGUGUAAGAUUUUGCCUUGUAAAGGUGGUAUAGCCGAAGGUUACUUUUAAUAGAUAUUUUUAUUUAAGUAGAAAAAGUUUAAAACGUGUUAUAUGCCAUUAUUGUGAUAAAAUCUGUAAAUAGUAUCUUUGCUAAGCAAAAAAGCAAUCUUGUUUGUAAGGAAGCUAGGGAAGUAUGUGCAUUUAUAUAAGAAACUAGCUGACCCGAUCAUAGUGUGGCGCCAUCUAUUAGUUAUCUUGCGAUUUAAAAUGACGAAAAACAGAAAAACUGUUUUUAUGUUUUUCCGUACAAUUUUUUGAAAAUUAUCUUCUACGCAAACCUUAUCCUGAUAAUAACAAAUACAACAAAAAAAGAAUUAUCCAAUUUGGUGCAGUCAUCCUGAAGUUUACGCGUAAAUAAAAUUUCUGAUGCCUGCUUGAACUGUACCCAUUUGUCAAGCAUACCAGUGUUAAUACAUUAAGAAAUCUCUUUCUGGAACUGCC